This is a messenger RNA of Lactuca virosa, 246 nucleotides long. The record is from the annotation of a GenBank genome assembly. NCBI's taxonomy places the organism in Eukaryota, Viridiplantae, Streptophyta, Magnoliopsida, Asterales, Asteraceae.
AUGGAAGUGGAUGAAAUCUGUCAGGUUGAAGAGCAGUUUGAGUCACCCCUUACUGUAACUCGUGUGGAACGAAUAUGCCUAGCCUCAACUACAAAUACGUAUGAACAAAUAUCUGAUGACGAGAAUGAGGGAUCCGGGGAGGAUGACGAAAAAACAGAGCAGACGGAGAGAGAAAGAGGGGCAUCUCUCUCUAUCUCUCAAACCCCCAUCCUUCGAUUCCAGGAACUUAUUAGAGCUGUGAAUUGA